This is a messenger RNA of Prosopis cineraria, 3261 nucleotides long. RefSeq names its product putative disease resistance RPP13-like protein 1. Gene Ontology annotation, biological process: defense response to other organism. NCBI's taxonomy places the organism in Eukaryota, Viridiplantae, Streptophyta, Magnoliopsida, Fabales, Fabaceae. The coding region runs from base 372 to 2525 and encodes 717 amino acids. The transcript is spliced from 2 exons. Gene Ontology annotation, molecular function: protein binding; ADP binding. The record is from RefSeq and is a predicted model, not a curated record.
CAAAACAAGGCAUGGAGUUUGCUGCUGUGGUGGGAGAAGCACUGCUCUCUGCUUCUGUGAAGACCUUACUAGAUAGGAUCACCUCAAGCGAGCUUCGAGACUUACAUGAAGAAUAGAAAGCUGAAUGUCUCUCUCUUGGAUGAGUUGAAGAUAACUUUAAUCAUGUGACGACUUUUUCAAAUAGUUAUCUCUCUUCCUCCUUAUAGUAUUCCCAGAAUAUCCCAGUAGAGUAGUCAAAGUCAAUUAAGUUUCCAAUCAACUGUUCUCACAGUCAAUGUAAACCAUCUUUAAAUCCAUUGCAACUUAUCAAACUCUUCUCACUCUCAAAAUAUCUCACACCUCAUUACCUGAGUUCUUGUCCAAGAUAAAGCAUGGACGCAGCAGUACUAGGAGCCUUUCUCUCUCCGACCUUCCAGACCAUACUAGACAUUAUCACCUCAAGUAAAUUUCGAGAUUUUGUUGAGGAUAGAAACCUGAAUGUUUCACUCUUGGAUGAGCUGAAGAUAACUCUCAUUAUCCUUGAUGCUAUUCUCAAUGAUGCUGAAGAGAAGCAAAUCACUAGCCCUGCUGUCAAGAAAUGGCUUGAAGAGUUGAAAGAUGCCGCUUAUGAUGCAGAGGAUUUAUUAGAUGAAAUCAACACUGACUCUCUCAGAUGGCAGGUGGAACAAGAUUCUGAUGAAGGCGUUGCUGAUAAGGUGCAUUCUUUCCUUUCUUAUACUUUUGGUGAUUGCUACUGGGACAUGAACAUGAAGCUUGAAGCAAUUUACCGAAGGCUUAAACACUUCGCUGAACAAAAGGAUUUCCCUCAUUUGCAAAGUGUUAGCCGGAGGGCUCAUAAAACAACUGCUACUUCAUUAAUAAAUGAAUCUGUUGUAGUUGGUAGAGAGGAUGAUAAGGAGAAACUGUUGAAAAUGCUUGUGCGUGAUGAAAAUGCAGAGGGUAAUGAUAUAGGAGUGAUCACUAUCUGGGGCAUGGGUGGGGUAGGUAAAACUACCCUUGCUCAACUCCUUUACAAUGAUGAGGAAGUGCAGAAGCAUUUUGAUUUGAAGGCUUGGGCAUGUGUUUCAGAAGAUUUCAAUGCCUUUGAGGUGACCAAGAAUAUUCUAGAAUCUGUCACUUCAAAAGCCUAUAAUAGUAAAAAUCUAGAUUUCCUUCGAGUUGAACUGAAAAAUAGCUUGAAGGAUAACAAGUUUUUGAUUGUAUUUGAUGAUAUAUGGAAUGAGAAAUAUAGUGAUUGGGAUGAUCUAGUUUCUCCUUUUCGCAAUGGAAAAGGGGGAAGUAAAAUCAUUGUCACAACUCGCCAACAAAGAGUUGUUGAAAUCACACAUACAUUUCCUCCGUAUAAAUUGUCAACUCUCUCAAAUGAAAAUUGUUGGUUUUUAAUUGCCAAGCAUGCCCUUAAAAUUGAGGAUCAUAAGAAGCAUCCAAAGCUAGAAGCAAUUGGAAGGAAAAUUGCAAGGAAAUGUUGUGGUCUACCAAUUGCUGCUAGAUCAAUUGGAGGUCUCUUGCGUUCAAAAGCGGAUGAAAAGGAAUGGUGUAAAAUUCUAAAUAGUAAUGUGUGGGACAUACCAAGUGACGAUGUUUUACCUUCUUUAUAUUUGAGUUAUGUUUAUCUUCCGCCACAUUUAAAGAAAUGUUUUGCUUUUUGCUCAAUUUUUCCAAAAGAUCACUUAUUGGAUAGGAAGCAAUUGGUCUUGUUAUGGAUGGCUGAAGGUUUUGUACAACAAUACUCCCAAGGGAAGAUAUUGGAGAUAGAAUCAGAUAACUGCUUUAAUGAAUUACUAUCUAGAUCCUUCAUUCAACAGCAUGAAGGUGAUCCAGAAAAGUUCAUCAUGCAUGAUCUCAUCAUUGAUUUAGCCAGAGUUGUGUCUGGUAACAGUUGUCUUUGGUUAGAAGGAGACAAAAUUCCAAAAAAUGUUCGCCAUUUAUCGUAUCCUAGACAAGGAUAUGAUGGUUUUAAAAUGUUUGAGGUCUUUUAUCACCAAAAUUCUUUGAGGACUUUUCUACCCCAAAAAACUUGGGCAUUUAUAAAUUCAUUUGUCUUGAGCAAAAAGGUCUCACAUGAUUUGUUGCCAAAACUAAAGUGUCUGAGAGUAUUGUCUUUGUCUAUGUAUUCCAACAUCACUGAGCUACCUGAUUCAAUUGGCAAUUUGCAACAUUUGCGAUAUCUUGAUCUUUCCCACACCAAAAUCACAAGGUUGCCUGAUGCGACCUUCACACUUUGCAAUUUGCAAACUUUGCUCUUAUCAUAUUGCAAGUCUUUCAAUGAAUUGCCCAGGAGCAUAGAAAAGCUGAUCAAUCUACGUCACUUGGACAUUAGUGGCACUGCAUUGAAGGAGAUGCCGGCACAAAUCACCAAACUACAAAAUCUUCAUAGUAUGAGUACUUUUGUGGUGGGAAAACAAUCAGAUGGAUUGAGAAUUAGGGAGUCAAAAAAGCUACCUCAUCUUGAAGAGCAGAAGCUCCGCGAGAGAGAGAGAGAGAGUUUCAUCGUUCCUUUUCUCUCUGUGUUCGUUGGCCGGUGACUGUGGGUGCGUCUCUCGCCUUGGUCGCUGGAGAUCGAAAAAAAAAGAAGAAGAAAGAGAGAGAUCUGAGAUUGGACGAAUCUUGCUUAGCCUUUCGUGGUCACUGCUUUCUUCCCUUCCACCGUAGCUGGACCUGCGUUCGCGUAGCUCAUCGUCGCUGGUGUGCUCGUGGCUGGUCCUUCCAUUUCGGUUACGAGCUCAGCGUUCCACCAUGUUAAGUCGUUGAAAUGGGUACUGCUGGUUUAGGCUGAGGCGACACUGACUCUGGUUUUCUUUUCUUCUGAACGGUGCUGCGUCUCCCUCUGUUUCUUGCAUCAGCUGGAGAGUUCCGUUUUUCUCCCCUGUUUUGCUGUAGAUUCUAUCUUCUUUGCUGCCUCUGCCAUUACUGGUGUUUAAGGUAAGAAAUUUAAGGACUUUUCUUGCUGAAUUUAUGUGGGAGGGAGAGUUCUGUUUGAGGACUAAAAUUAUAAAAAAAAUUUGGUGGGUGUUCUGUUGUUGCCUUGACCGAAAAAUGUGUAUAUAUAUAUAUAUAUCUGGACUGAAAUCGAAAGAGACAAACUUGGAUAUAUGAUUGGUACCUAUAAGAUGUCAUUGAAGGGCUUAUAUGAGGAGAUAAAAAAAAAAUUUGACCUCUAAUUGUUGAUGGGAAUUAUUAGUUUAGAAAUUCUCUUGUAGCUUUGUAAAGGAAUUUAAUUAUGGGCUUGCACACAAUCAUGUGUAUAUUUAGAGUUUGUUU